AGGAUUAUGCUGUUGGUAGCAAGUUAACCUCUUAGUCUGUUUGCGCGGUAUUGGUUUCGCAGUGAUAGUGGCCAUGGUCAGCGCUAUUGUUGCUCUCGUCUAUCUAAAGUUGGAAGAGAAAAGGAACCGAGGGCUCAUUCGGCCGACGACAAACUUCGAGGUCCUACAGAUCCUGGAAAAUUAUGUCCCGACGAUUUUUGCGACGCUUCUCGAGCCCUUUUGGGUGCUUGUCAACCGACUCCUCUGCAUUAUUCAACCGUUCCGAGAUCUAUGGAUGGGUCGAAAGACUGCCGGCGGAUCCAUCAACGCAAGAUACACAUCUUUACCUCCUCAACUGGCUCUGUGGCGUGCAGCAAAGUCCGGUCAUUUCAUGCUCAUGGCGAUAUGUGUCUUGGCUCUCCUUUCGAAUCUGCUCGCUGUCGGCCUCGGUGGUCUCUUCAACGAGUUUCCGGUAGUGAUUCAAAGCCCGCAAGAGUUUCAGCAAACCCUCUUGCCGCAGUUGAACGGCACGUCAAUCUACUCCAUUGAGGCCAGACAGCUUUUUAGUACCAGUAGGACAGCUUACGGAGUGCCUUUCUACAUAACGAUGAACAACAUCUCUCAAGGUACACCUCUUCCCGCUUGGAUUACCCAUGACUACUUUUUUCAGCCGUUUACCCUUGGGCCCGGGGUGGAGGGGACGAGCGACAGCUAUACGGCGCGAACGAGAGGGUUCGGCUUGGACCCGUCGUGUUCCGCCAUCGGCACCUUCGAAUCGACAGUCAAAGCUCCCGUUAUCAACUACACGUACAUCCGGGACGGCGAAGCAGUUCCCAACUGUACCACCACUCACCAGGCUUACUCGUUCGACUUCAACGCCACCCAACACCCACCAUUGAAUGGAGAAUGUGCAGCUGAGGAGGUCAGGAUGUUUGGCGACAGCAACAAUCUGGUUCCUUGCAAUGUUGCGUUCAGCAUGGGCUGGGCAAGGGCCCCGAAUAUCACGAACAAGAAGGAUGGGAAGAUGGAAUCUACGUUUCUCGUUUGCGAGCCGACCUUCACGACAGCAAUGUUCGACAUCACGGUAGACCGCGACGGUCGCAUCUCCCACUCCGUUCUGGCUUCAGAGCCAUCGCCGACUCUCGAUUACCCCAUGUCCACCAACCACACCGACGCGGUUGCGGUUUUGCUCAACAAAGUCUUCUUCAAGGACGGGUUGCGAUGGCACAACGACAGCCUGUCCCUGGACUGGUUCAACUACCUGAUCAAGAUCUCCGACCCGGACAGCCACGUCCUCGACCCGACCGUCUUUCCGAACGCGACCGCCCUCGCACCGACCGUCGAACGGAUAUACCGACAGCUCUACGUUCUCAUGUUAGGCCUCAACCCCUCCUUUCUCUUCCUCGAGUACCCGGAGCCCGUCACCAUCACGGGCGUCCAGCGCAGGAGUGAGACGCGCAUCUUUCUGGACGCCACCGCGCUCAUCAUCAGCCUGGUGGUGCUCGGCAUCAACAUCCUCGUCGCCGCCACGCUCUACGGCUUCUCCAUCAAGCACUUCCUCCCGCGCAUGCCGACGACCAUCGGAUCGAUCCUCGCCUACGUCGCGCCGAGCAGGGCGGUACGCGAGUACGACGGGCCCGAGAGCCUAAAGGGCGCGACGUUCAGUUUCGGACGGUACGUUGGCGAUGACGGGCGGGCGAACGUGGGUAUCGAACUCGACCCGUUCGUGGUACCGGUUAAGCUUUCUUCGCUGAGAAAGGGAGACACUGAACCCAGGAAAGGGUUGCUGAGUCGGGUGAUGGGCAGGAGAGCCGAGAAGGGUGGGGAUACCUGGUUAUAAGAGGGGGCGAGGAGGAAGGCGUUUUUUUCCGGAUGGGAUGAAAAUCACGACAUGAG
Molecule: messenger RNA, 1875 nt
Organism: Colletotrichum phormii
Lineage: Eukaryota; Fungi; Ascomycota; Sordariomycetes; Glomerellales; Glomerellaceae
Exons: 2
Coding region: 74-1819 (581 amino acids)
Source: RefSeq, a predicted model, not a curated record